AUUUACUUUACCGGUACAGACCCUCUGUGGCUAAGGGAUCCUUAACAGAACCCGAUAGGAUAGCCCGCCUCCAAUCGGCCGUUUCACAAACAGAAGACACUGGACAUGGAGCUACUGGAGAGCGUCCCUUAUCUGGACCAGCUACUGGACUUUCUCAAGGGGAAGGAGGAAUGGUUACCUAGGAGUCUCACCGGUCGGGCUGUUCUAGUGGGAACAAUUGCCGGAGUAACCAUUUAUCUGAUCAGCAAGAAGAGGUACAAUCUACCCCCUGGACCCCGAGGAUGGCCAUUACUUGGGAACCUCCUAGAGUUCAGGAACAAAACUAUCUACGAGAAGUUGACGGAGUGGAAGGCUGAGUAUGGUCCAGUUGUGAAGUUCAAUAUGGGACAUAUGACAAUGAUCGGACUGAACAAUAUCGACGUCGUGAUGGAGGCGCUGGUUAAAAGACAGGCUGAUUUUGCAGGGCGGCCCGAGUCAUAUACCGCGAACCUCUUUAGUGAUGGAGGGAAGAAUAUCGUCUUCGGUGACUACAGCCCUACUUGGAAACUACACAGGAAGUUGGCAACAAAGGCAUUGAAACACUACAUGACUGGUAACCACCUCGACGAGGGGAUAGAGCGCUCACUGACCAAAGGCAUCGCGAUGAUAAAGGAGAUUAAGGGGCCCUUCAAUCCUCAUCACGCUGUCUCCCUCAUUGUGUUCAACAUCAUCAACAAUAUCUGCUUCAAUUUCACAUGCGAGGUCAGUGACAACUACUUCAGAAAUAUGCUGCAUGUUCUGAAUAUCUUUGUGGAAGACACCGGCAACGGCUUUCUUGAGGACGUAAUUCCACCUCUCCGUCUCUAUCACACCAAGAAGCUUAGAACUAUCCUGAAAGAAUUGGGUAUAUUCUUUGCUUCACUGAAUGGAGAAAUUGACAAACAUCGACGGACCAUACGUAAAGAUAACAUCCGUGAUUUCUGUGAUGCCAUGUUGCUGGCUCAAGAAGAAGCCUAUCAGGAGGAAGGCCCGGAUGUGAUGUCACAAAUGACUGACGCCCAUAUCACUCAAACUCUGUCUGAUAUAUUUGCCGCUGGGAUGGACACCUCUCGCUUCACCCUGCUGUGGACCCUACUUGCCCUGGCAGAACAUCCAGACAUUCAAAACAAGCUUCACUCUGAGAUCGACGACGCACUGGGUGAACGUCAAUUCCCCAGUGUAUCAGACAGGAGUAGUCUCCCUUACACUGACGCUGUGCUGCACGAGAGUAUGAGGCACCACACUGUGGUACCAAGCGGACUUCCCCAUAAAGCACUGUGCGAUACGAAAGUCGGUGGUUAUGACAUUCCAAAAGGAACAACCUUGGUCAUCAACCACUACGCGCUGCAUCAGGAUCCAGAGCAAUGGAGUGACCCGCAUAUAUUCAAUCCAGAUCGGUUCCUUGACCAGAAUGGCAAGAUGGCUACCAAACCAGAGAGCUGGCUUCCGUUCUCCGCGGGAAGAAGAGUUUGUCUCGGAGAGAGCGUGGCCAAGCCGGAACUGCAUCUUCUGCUGGCUGGAAUCAUGAGGCAUUUCAAAGUGUCCCUCCCACCUGGAGCUAAGGUGAACACAGAGCCACGUGGAGGAUCUUUCGCAAACGUACCACAGGAUUAUGAACUCACCUUUGAAUCGAGACUAUAGAUGACAUGCAUUAAUCCAGUUGUGAGUUGUAGUUUAAUGUUCCAGCUUCAUGAAAUCAGCCUGCAAACAGACAGCCUCAAAUCCUAACCAAUCCAUUCUUAAUAGUCCUUGGUAUCCUGAGCAUUUGAUAUACAAAUCCAACCUGUAAAAUAUAUGAUCACUGUUAUGUUUGUAUUGAGAUAUAUAUGGACAUUUUUUGACGCCCAAGUAUCAAGUGAUGUGUGGUCCUGUGCAUAGAGCUCAGGUCACAAAACAGUUGAAAUUAAGCAACGCUGGGCGCCGAGAGUACUUCGAUGGAUGACAGCAUGUGUUUAACAGCGUUUUUGGCAGCUUGACUCCUGAGAGUUUCUAAGAUUUCAGUCCUGACCAACAACGAAGCGCAUGUGAUACAUAUGCUCUCACCUUAGGGAAGUGAGGUUAUGUAUAACAUUCUAGCGCCUAAGGUAGCUUGGGGUAUCCGGUGUAAUAAUAUCUUAGCGCGUGCUUGCGAGCGUGGAUAUGUGCGCUUUAUAAAUAUGCACUAUUCUUUAUUAUCAAAUGUCUGUCAUCUCUAUAAUUUAUUUACAUUGUUAACAUAUGCAAGAUAGAACUGACGCAGAAUAACAUAUGACUACGAUAAUUCGAAUGCAUAUCCGAACCUCUGAUGACAAGUCCUACGAUGAUUUGCGAAAUAUAGACCGACGUUUUAAUGCCAUGUUGAUCUUCUUUACAACACGAAUUCUUGUUUGAUUCAUGGAUAAUUGAAGGUGAUGGAAAUGCUGAUAACUUCAUACAGAGAUUUUCUGUGAACCAUUGCUAUUUCAAUUACUUUGUGUUUUGCUCCCUAUGGAAUAUGCUUCUUCCGCAGACUGAUUCCUCUACAGCGGUGGGGUAGCCUAGUCGAUAAAUCGUUCGCUCGUCACGCCGAGGUCCCGGGUUCGAUUCCCUACAUGGGUACAAUGUGUGAAGCCAAUUUCUGGGGCCACCGCCUUGAUAUAGCUGGAAUAUUGCUUAAAGCGGCGUAAAACCAUACUCACUCACUCUCCAAUGGCGAUGUUUUGAAUGGCCAUAUACACACAGCAAUGAAAUCAAACUCACAGUUUUCUGUCAAACUGUAUGGUCACUAAAGUUCGAAUCUUAACUAAGUUGUAAGGAAAAUUCUCAUAAGAAUGGCAGUUAAUCUUCAUUGUCGGCAUACAGUUUCCAGAUUUAGAAACCGGUCUUUUGUAAGACCUUAUUUAACAUUAUCGGUUAUUCUGUUUUGAUUAUUUUUAAAAUGCUUGCUUAUAGGUAUACAUGCAAAAAAACAAUAUACUAUUAUAGUUACUGUAUCAAUUCCAAGCAAUUUAUAUGCAAAAGUGAAAACGUUUUUUUACAAUGAGUAUAUUUAACCAGAGAUGCAUCGUUUUCUUCGUUUUCAGUACUUAACUGUUUUUGUAAUGCUUUUUAUUUCGAUUAUUACUUUUGAUACAAAUAUGUAGCAGUUUUGACCAUGUGGCCUUAUAUUCUGAAUAAAGACUCUUUAAUUGUU
This is a messenger RNA of Haliotis rubra (blacklip abalone), 3169 nucleotides long. Its product is annotated as cytochrome P450 2C31-like. Gene Ontology annotation, molecular function: heme binding; steroid 17-alpha-monooxygenase activity; iron ion binding. The transcript is spliced from 11 exons. The coding region runs from base 106 to 1659 and encodes 517 amino acids. Gene Ontology annotation, biological process: progesterone metabolic process; hormone biosynthetic process. Lineage: Eukaryota; Metazoa; Mollusca; Gastropoda; Lepetellida; Haliotidae. The record is from RefSeq and is a predicted model, not a curated record.